Messenger RNA from Lingula anatina, 2693 nucleotides. RefSeq lists its product as uncharacterized. The record is from RefSeq and is a predicted model, not a curated record. Lineage: Eukaryota; Metazoa; Brachiopoda; Lingulata; Lingulida; Lingulidae.
UAAUGUGGUAAUGGCACCAAAGGUCAGUCAGCAGCAAAACCAACCACCAGUCAGACACAAGUGGGACUAAAUCCAUAACGUUUUUUUUAUUACAGAUAGCUACAUUACUGUAAUGUGCGGAGCCCACUCUUUCAAGACAAAGGCCGGUUAUUUAAUGAGUCCAAAUUUUCCGAAUAAGUACAAACCCAAUAUAAACUGCCAGUGCAGACUGACGUCCACCAAUGGGGAAAACAUACACAUUCAAAUAUUGUUCCUCUCCAUACAUUUCCAAGACCCCUGUACCGAUUGGCUAAAGAUAAAUAAUAAGAAAAAGUGCGGCUUUUCAACAGAUGUCAUAGAAGCCCCCACGUUUGACUUGGAAUUCCACACCGACGAUAAAGAGCACCAUUCUGGAUACUGGUUGUACUUUAAAGCUUCGGGGUCUGGUUCAGUGAACGUCGAGUGUGAUAACUUCCCUAUUCCCGAUAACAAUGGAAAAAGCACAACCACCACCACCACCACCACUACCACUAAAAAGAUGAUCACUACUCUUUUGUCUAAAAAAGUUCCUACGACAACAACUGUUUCCACGCCAAGUUCCACUAGAACAUCGACAACCACAACUACCCCCACAAAACCAUCCUUUCCUCCGACAACCACUUUGUCGACGACGACCAUGACUACUUCAGCAACGACAACACGCGUGACAACAUCGAGUAUCUCCACCACGACAACACCCUUGACACGAACACCUGCUUUUACUUCUAAGGCCACAGUUACGACCACAACAGCGUCAUCAACCACAUCACCAACUCGAACAACAAGCCCAUCGACGUUUAAGCCCACGUCUUCUGAAACAACCCUGCCUACGCCAAUCGGGCCUUUCAAGCAAACAACAGGUUAUCAUCCCGAAAAAGGAGAAAAUGCCAGUGAAGGAUCAGUAACAACUGCUAGUACUACGAGAGUUCUUUUCAAUAUUUCUGAAACAGUUGUCUUUACACCAUCCACGAGAUUUUCAACAACAACUAAUGCAACGGUUGGUGCAAUUGUAGAAGAGGAAAAGGGGUUUACAUUGUUGGGUUGGAUCAUAGUAUGUGUGGCAAUAGUCGGUUUGAUGCUUAUCCUUCUAAUCCUUGGUCUUCUCUUCUGGUGCCGAAGAAAGAGAAUGAAGAACGAAGAGACUCAAACAAACGGAAACGCAUCGGCAACCAUUGAUGUUGUCGUCACUUCGUCAAGUGGAGUCACUGAAGAAAAUUGUGAUAAAACAAGACUAGUAACGAACGCUGACGAAAGCACGCAGUUUGGGAAUGGCUUCAUUUCUAUGUCACACACGACGGGGACCAUCAACCAAGCCCUAGUCAUUGUAGAGAACGUAUCCAAUGAUAGUAAUCCUGUUGCGUCUAUCCUGAGCAAAGCUGUCCAAGUCAAUCUGGAUCCAGAUAUUACCUACGACGAUAACAUCAUCAUUAUCGGUAGGGCAGAGUUUGAGAUCGACUCCGUUGCAAAUCUUUAUUCAAGAAUUCGACACAAAGAUAAAGGGAUUCAAAUCGGAUCUGGUGUACUCCCAUGCGAAAAGGAUGCUGGAAAGGCCACAACACGCUCCGGGUGUUUGUACGAAGAUGUCCAGCUUGCACCAAAAGCUGCUAAAAGGUCUUCACUUCAGGGAGUGCUCUCACCCGCAGCGCCUGCAACGAAGCAGAGGAAAAGCAAACACAAGCCAGACAAGCAAGACCAGACGGAAUAUUUAGAACUCCCCGUUCUAAAUGUGAAUGACAAGAAGCAAAUUCCACAAAGCCCCGUGUCCAGCAUUGACCACGUAAGGAAGAGAACUCGCCGUGGUCCUCCCAAACGCAUGGACUAUCUGGAUGUUACGGUUCCGGACAGAUCGCAUAGAUCCAAUGUGUCUACGGAUCAGGUGAGGAAAAAGGCGCGAAAGGAUACAGCCAAACGUAUUGCCAGGUUGACCAACAGCCAAGAGGAAACUGAAAGGAAACCAAUGGUGUCUACAGAGAACGUCAAGCAGCAGGCCAGGACUGUUGGCGGUCGCAAAAUCAAGGCUGUUGCUCGCCGUCGCAGUAGUUCCAGCGGUAUAGAUAUUUGCACUCCUGUCCCCGCCGCCAGUACCAUUGACGGGUACACCAGCGACGAGUACCAAACCAGCAUUUCUAGUCAUGGCAUGACGUCUGAAGACCUGCCGAGUGAAUUAGAGGAGGAAAGUUCUGGCAGUGAAACGAGCUCACAUUUUGAAACCAACUCCAACAGGAAGGCGUCGAUACUAUCAUUGUCAGUUGUUGAUGAGAUGGUAAUGUCACCAGAAACGCCGGAUAAUUCUGGUUCUGAUUCAGACUGGGACAAGAAAUCGGCGAUAUCCAUCUGAGCACGUUUGCCCAUCGACGAUUUACAACGGAUUUAAAGCAUAGGUCAUGCACUUGUCUCUUGUAAAAACUUAAUUUUUACAUGUAUAUCUCAUAUGGUUUCCUAUAUAGGAUACCUUGUUGCUUGUUUAGCUUUGUGUUUCUUCGAAGUUAAGGGCACAGAAUACAGGGCACUCUUAACAUGUCCACAGAAACUGUUUUUAUAGAAUUGGGAUUCAAAUUCUCUUAGCCAAAUGUUCCUUCGCAAGUAAGCUAAGGGUAAUAAAGUCUUGCAAUACCAGACCUUUAUGUAUACAUUAUCAUUAUAAUAUAAGUUACAAGCUAUAAGGAUGAAAGAAA